AUGCCUUCCUAUGGCCAGGGACCCUCAAUCUCAGCUCUUGCAGCGCAACAGCAAAUGCAACAUCCUCAGUUCGUGCCGCCGCAACCAAAAGCAAUCACCCUCUUCAUCGGUUCAAUCUCAGGAGGCAUAACAGACGGAUUUCUCAACGACAUACUUAGCGCCUGCGGCCCCGUUAUCUCCUUCAAGCGGCUGAUCACUCCUGCCAACAAGCCCCAAGGAUUUGGAUUUGCUGAGUUCCAAGAUCCUGACAGUGCUCUUCGUGCUAUGGCGCUCUUGAACGGAGUUGAGCUACCUGCAUUAGAAGAUGGGUGCGUAAACAAAAAGCUUUUGGUCAAAGCAGACGAACGGACAAAGUCAUUCCUCGAGGCAUAUCAGGCUCAGAAGAUGCGGACAGAUGCCGACGACGAGCAAGUACGCCAGGCCAAAGGCCGAGUGGACGCGAUGCUCAAUGACAUCAACAAGAAGUCGCAAGAGGCAGCAAGUAAUGGGCUCAUCGACCGGGAGAAGUACGUUAUCCCACCCCAUCUGCACGAUCUCCAGGAGGCCGACCUGCCCGAGACACAACGCGGUCUCGUCAUGACCGAGAUUGCGCAGUUCCGCGAACGUGCCGCGAAGCGCGAGCGCGAGAAGAUGCGCGAUGUACGGGAAGCCAUGCCAAACGUUCUCGCCGCCCCGAGCGGACCUAAGGUCCGCGAGUGGGGGAAAGCACAGCUACAGGAGGAACUACCACAGGGUGGAAAGGGAUUCGGUAACGGUGCGCAGGGGUACAACAAGCCUGUCGGUUUUGUCAAGGCCGACGAUGGGGGCUAUACGCCUAGGUCGGAUAGGCCGUCGUCCGCCCGACCCACGAAGACUGACGAAGAGCUGGAGGCGGAGAGACGAGAGGCACGACGACGAGACGAGGAGAAUUCCUACAAAGACCGAGAACGUCGCUAUGAGCCUCGAGAGCGUACCCGAAUAACGGCGCUGGAACGUGCUAUCACGCGAGAGCGGGCAAUGAAGGAGGCGGAGGAACGGGAUCGGUCAGAGAUGCGCGCCCGGUUGGAUGUGUGGGACGAUGACGAGAGCGAUGAGAUAUUCUACACCGACCGGGCCCGGUGGCGAGCACUACGCUCCCGACGGCUCGCAGCCGAGCAAGCAGCGGACGAAGAAUCGCGGCUCUACGAGGAGCGGGAGACGGACAACCUACGUCGGGAGUCCGAGGCGUUCCUUGCACGACAGAUGGACGAGAUGCAGGCUCUGCAAGACGAGCAGCGCAAGGCCGGCAUGCUCCUCGACGAUGGCGCCCCUGUCAAACUCGGUGUGUCCAUCACUGCGGCUGCGACAAAGAAAGCGGAUACAGCGCCAAAGGAGAAGGCGGCGACCUUGUUCGGGCAGGAGGAAGAGGAGGAAGAAGCUAUCAAGAAGCGGAAAGUACCACUACCAAAGCUGGAUCUUGCGGAGAGUGGCGAGAAGGCGAAGGAACGCCUGGAAAAGAUCCGGAACGAGGUCACGCGCGACAAGGAAACGCUCUUCAAGAGCAAGGUCCGUUGGGACGGUGUCUCCGACGUCAUGAUCGACAGGAAACUAGAACCGCUUGUCAAGCGGCAGAUGACGAAGUACUUGGGCGAACUCGAAGACGACGACUUGAUUAUGUUCGUCCUAGAGCAUCUCAAGGACCACAAGGGACCCCAGAAGCUCAUCGAAGGUCUCGAGCCGGUACUCGAAGAAGAGGCAUCCGAGUUCGUCGUCAGCAUCUGGCGCCAGAUCAUCUUCGAGAGCAUAGCCUACGGCGAAGGCCUACACACCGAGAAGCUUAUGGUCGACUAAACCUCCCUCCUCAAUAUUGUCUUGCUCGCCCGAAGACCGCGGAGGGCGUCGGAGAUGCAGAAGGAGGAGCCUCCGAGUGCGGUGCUUGGGGCAGGUACGUUUGCGUAGUAUCAGCGUGCUUUCCACUGAGAUGUAC
This is a messenger RNA of Trametes versicolor FP-101664 SS1, 1945 nucleotides long. RefSeq lists its product as uncharacterized. The record is from RefSeq and is a predicted model, not a curated record. Gene Ontology annotation, cellular component: spliceosomal complex. The transcript is spliced from 7 exons. Gene Ontology annotation, biological process: mRNA processing. The coding region runs from base 1 to 1809 and encodes 602 amino acids. Gene Ontology annotation, molecular function: mRNA binding. Lineage: Eukaryota; Fungi; Basidiomycota; Agaricomycetes; Polyporales; Polyporaceae.